Molecule: messenger RNA, 366 nt
Organism: Pocillopora damicornis (cauliflower coral)
Lineage: Eukaryota; Metazoa; Cnidaria; Anthozoa; Scleractinia; Pocilloporidae
Product: replication factor C subunit 1
Cellular component (GO): nucleus
Molecular function (GO): ATP hydrolysis activity; ATP binding; DNA binding
Source: RefSeq, a predicted model, not a curated record
AAAACAAGUUAUGUCGUUAUGGGACAGGAUCCUGGAGAGCAUAAACUUUCUAAGGCUAAGGCAAAACCAGGCAAUAAGACCAGCUAUGAACCACCAAUUGUGGAGAACAAGACAAAAAAGAAGGAGAAAACUGAACCAGUGGAGUCCCUCAGCCAGAGAAAAAAUCAGUUUGAAGGUGAUUUGUCACAACUGAGUGAAAGAUCUGUGUCAUCUCCAACAACACAAACACCACCAUCAUCACCUGCACUGAAAGGUGGGUGUUUCAAUCCUUUCCAACAAUUAGCGCAAGAGCAUGACUUCACUGAAAAUUUAAUUCACACUUCAGCUGUAUGCCUUAAAUUUCCUCACUAGUGAGCAUCCUACAUU